AUGCACUGGGGCCUAACACUGCUCCUGAUUGUCUAUUCUCCUCUUCCCUGCCAGACCUGCCUCACGCGCCUCGGUACGUGUCGACAGCUCUCCUAAGACACUCCAGGCAAAUGUAAUCAUUCAGACUGCAGUUAUAUAUACCUCAAUUAGGUACACAGUUCUGAAUUAAACAAGAUACUCUAUUCUAACUACUACAUAAUAUUUACACUACACAGUUCGAACCCAUGUACUUUUUUGUCUAUAGGUUACAGUAAGGAUUAUCCAUAUGUCUUGUCAGUUGUCAAGCGCUGUCCACUUUUCGACAUGCUUUAUAACAAUUUUUUUUGCAUUUCAUAACCCACAAACAAAAAAGUGCCCUCGCCACAAUGGUGGCCUUUAUUUGACAGACUUUGUGCAACUUACCGUGGAGCGUCUUACGGGAAUCAUGACGGCUUCAGCGAAACAGUCUUCUCAAUAACUUUGGAGACUCCGGGGUUCAGCGACGACUGCAUAUUCAAGGAGGCAUUCCGCGAAGGUGCAUUUGUCCAGUUUUCUUGCAAAAUCACUUUUCCUGCCCUAACUCUGCAUUUCGCAAGAAAGGUAAGCAGGCGCAAUCUGGAGGUCCUGAGGUUAUCUUUUACCCAGAGCAUUCUUUUACAGAAUCAAGCAAGUUUGGAGGCACUGAGUCUGGAUCUGGUCAAUGUCAGUGCGAAUUCCGAAGCAAACAUGAUCUACGUGUCGCAGAGGCCCUUCUCCUUGCAUAUGGCGAACCUCAAAUUUCCUAUUCUCCGUCAUGGAUAUGUCAAGGAAGACGCCAAAGAAGGUCGUGCGUCCACAUGGAAAAGGGCAGUCAUUGCAAGAGCACAAACACUAGCCAACAGUGCCUACCUCCAGCACAAUACGCCCAGAUGCUAA
Spirometra erinaceieuropaei is the source of this 894-nucleotide messenger RNA. The record is from the annotation of a GenBank genome assembly. NCBI's taxonomy places the organism in Eukaryota, Metazoa, Platyhelminthes, Cestoda, Diphyllobothriidea, Diphyllobothriidae.